Anguilla anguilla (European eel) is the source of this 3839-nucleotide messenger RNA. Its product is annotated as cytohesin-3-like. The record is from RefSeq and is a predicted model, not a curated record. Gene Ontology annotation, molecular function: guanyl-nucleotide exchange factor activity. Lineage: Eukaryota; Metazoa; Chordata; Actinopteri; Anguilliformes; Anguillidae. Gene Ontology annotation, biological process: regulation of ARF protein signal transduction. The transcript is spliced from 13 exons. Bases 363 to 1547 code for a protein of 394 amino acids.
GAGUGGGAAAGCAGUCUAAACUGAGCAGCGGAGGCUACUCGCAGACGGGAGUAGCGGUACGGUAGAAGAGAUCACCCAUUUUCCCGGAUAAAAUAUAUUAAUUCACCUGGAAAACGUUUCUUUAAAUAACGGUUAAACAGCCCUCCUAAAUUGAGAUACCUUCAUGACGGAUAUAAGGUUUUUCUCUUUUUCGAACAUCCAUGUAUAGAAAACUCCACGCACAAAAGCCUUCCACAACAAACAGCCUGUACAUGCUGCCUACAAAAUAUAACCUAUUUGGCAAUAAAUAAUCAUUCCAUUGAGGGCGUUUAACUGCGCGUCAGCCGCUUUUGUACAGCUUUCCGUUACAUUUAACAGCGAGCAUGGACGAAGACAAUCAAGUCUUUGAGGAGCUGUCCCCGGAGGAGAGAGACGAGCUUUCCAACAUUCGGCGAAGGAAGAAAGAGCUGCUGGACGACAUUGAGAGGUUGAAGUUCGAGAUCGCCGAAGUCAUGACGGAAAUCGAGCAGCUGACCUGCAUGGGCGAGAGCAAGUGUUCACAGAGGAACAAACAGAUCGCUGUGGGGAGGAAGAAGUUCAACAUGGAUCCUAAAAAGGGCAUCCAGUUUCUCCUGGAGAACGACCUCCUGCAGCAGACCCCUGAAGACAUCGCCCAGUUCCUCUAUAAAGGGGAGGGGCUGAACAAGACUGUCAUCGGCGACUACCUGGGGGAACGGGACGAGUUCAACAUCAAAGUCCUGCAGGCCUUUGUGGAGCUGCACGAGUUCGCCGACCUCAACCUGGUGCAGGCCUUAAGGCAGUUUCUGUGGAGCUUCAGGCUCCCAGGAGAGGCGCAGAAGAUUGACAGGAUGAUGGAGGCCUUCGCCUCCCGGUACUGCCAGUGCAACCCGGGAGUGUUCCAGUCCACAGACACGUGUUACGUGCUCUCCUUCGCCAUCAUCAUGCUGAACACCAGCCUGCACAACCCCAACGUGCGCGACAAGCCGGCGGUGGAGAGGUUCAUCUCCAUGAACCGCGGCAUUAACGAGGGCGGCGACCUGCCCGAAGAGCUGCUGCGGAAUUUAUAUGAAAGUAUUAAAAACGAGCCUUUCAAAAUCCCGGAGGACGAUGGAAACGACCUGACGCAUACCUUCUUCAACCCCGACAGAGAGGGAUGGCUCCUCAAACUGGGGGGGAGAGUGAAGACCUGGAAACGCCGGUGGUUCAUCCUCACCGACAACUGCCUGUAUUACUUUGAGUACACCACGGAUAAGGAGCCGAGGGGAAUCAUCCCUCUGGAGAACCUGAGCAUCCGAGAGGUGGAGGAGCCCAGGAAACCCAACUGCUUCGAGCUGUAUAACCCAGGUCACAAGGGUCAGGUGAUCAAAGCGUGUAAGACGGAGGCCGACGGGCGAGUGGUGGAGGGGAAUCACGUGGUGUACAGAAUCUCCGCCCCCACGCCAGAGGAGAAGGAGGAAUGGAUCAAGUCCAUCAAAGCCAGCAUCAGCAGGGAUCCGUUCUAUGACAUGCUAGCCACCCGGAAACGAAGGAUCGCGAACAAGAAAUGAGGCGCUCCAUCCCGGGGCGUAGCGUGGACUGUCACCCUGGCAACGCUCGCGGGACAGUAUUUUGACGGAUUCUUCUGCGUGGACACUCCGCACUGAGCGGCUGCUGAUUGGCCCACAGGAUCAAGUUGGAAGCUCAAGGCAUGAGGCGGUCGGAAAUAUUGCACAACACGGCACUUCCCAUAAAUUACUUUGUAGAUACACAUCGCUGUUAGUGUCCACCCCCAUACAUUACGAUCCUUGCUGUGUUCAGACGACCUAAGUAACACUACUGCUGCUUUUGAUGCAGGGAUGUCCUCUCCAGUUGUUCCCUGUUGUCUGGGUCCAGAUGGCACUUUUGAGGUGCCCUUUGAGGUUGUCCCAGGAAAGCUUCUUCUGACCUCCUGGGACACGCGUGCUCACACACAUACAUACACAAACGAACACACAUACAGGCACACAUACCAAGUAGUACAAGAUCUCAUGUGCAAAACCAGGUAUUUUUGAAAGUGGACACUGAUAACAAACCACUGUUAAGUGUUCAAAGGUGAAAGCACCCUUAAAUGUUCAACCUGAAACAGACAGGAAGCAGCCAGGACUGUGACCCUUUUUCCUCACCUCUAUCACAUGACUCCAGCAAGCCAAUCACGCAGAGAUAAUCCACCAAAUAUUUUAAGUUUCGCAAAAGGCAAAACUGUGCUAUAAAUGAUAAAAAAUGAUAUUCAAAAUCGUGAGAAAAAUAUUUUCUAUAUGUCAAAAUAUUCUAUAUGCUACUCAGUGUAUUAAAGCAGUAAAAAUUAUUGUCAUUUUCAUAUAUUUAAGUCUAUGCAUAUAGUGGAUUGUAUAUUCUGUAAUAAAUGCAAACAUUGGAAUAAUGAUUUAUAAAUAUAUUAGUAAAUAUUCUGUGUAUUUUGACAUAUAUUAAAUGUGUUCUUUACAUUUUGCAAUUCAUAUUUUACUACAUUAUAGCCAUGUAUUGCUAAAUGUGCCACAUAUUACUGGCACACAUUUAUCCGUUUUCUUGGGGGAUGUGUUAAGCUAUUGUUACAGAAUCUAAAGUUGGUCCAUAACAUUUUAAAAAUAUCUUGACUUUAAAUCAGCUGGACUGAUUGCAUGUAGCCUGUGGUUUAAUUGAAAUGUAGGAAAUCAUAUUUUUAAAACACCUCCUCACUCAGUGAAGGUUGGGGUGCAGUCAGUUUAAGCUUUUCUUUGUAGGACUUCAGUGGAGGAGACAGGUAUUUAUAUGUCAUGUGAUCGCUAUAUGUAUAACUGAUUGUGUUUUGGUUUCUGUAAUGUGUACCCACAGAUUCUUUUAACACCAGAUUCUCAGCUCCUGUGUUCUUUCCAUUCUUGUUUCUUUUGAAUAACAGACGUUUCUAGUUUGUUACUGGAGUUUCCGAAGCUAUAUUCCAGAAAAAUAUUAUAUUCUAAUAUAUAUACAGUAUAUUCCAUUCUUGCAGUACUAUAUUUGGUCAUUCCCCUUAAAUUGUUCAGAAGAUGCAUAACAUUGGAAUAUUUUGGCUUCAGCAGUAAAACAGGAUUUUCAACGCCUAGAAUACAGAGCUGAAUAUCUAGUGCAUCUAUAGAAUCUGGGUUGUAAAGAACAUGGUCUACCUGUCUGCUUUGAAAUACAACUACAAUCCCAAACAGCCAGUUACGUUUGUAUUUCUUUUUUUGUGCUGUUGCAAAAAAAAAAAAAAUUCUGAUUGUUACUGUUAAAUGUACUUAUGUGUAAAUAAUGUAUAAAGAUUGCAUUUUACUUGAUGUUUGUACAUUGUACAGCAUGUGAAACCUUACAGCUAUGUCAUACAUCAAUGCAAGUGAUGGGUUAUAUGACUGUGCACUAGAACAAUUCUGUGCGUAGGGCAAGACAGUGUUAUUCACUUUUGCUCAUUAACAGCCACAGGGUGUGCAGAUGUUCUGUGUUUGUGUUAAAAACAGCAACCAUUUCAGACCCAAGAAACCAAUUCAGGGGAUUUAAAUGCAUAAUCAACUGCUUUACUUCAGAAGUAAAUCGAAUAAGUGUUGUGUAACAAUGAAAACCACAUCCUGCCACUCUCCAUGGGUAAAGAUAAAUACCACUGGUGUAGGACAAUCUUUAAAAUUGUGUUUAACAGAUGUCAAGAUGCAGGGUAUUGAUGAGGACAAAGCCAGUUAAGUUUAACAUGCGAUUGCAAAAUAAAAGCCCUGGCCCAGGGCAGACUCCUAUCUUGAAAUGCCUUGUGAGGCAAGUAAUUAAACUUUUUUUAAAUGAUAUUUGUGUAAUGGUUGUAUCUGUGAAAUACAAAAUUAUGAAUAAACAAAAAUGCAUAAAUA